ACUGGCACCAACACCUCUUUCAGACACUCCUAAAGCCACCAUCAUUUUUGCGGAGGAUUUAAAGCCAGACAGAAGACAAACAUUUUACACAUCUUCCCCGCAUAAAUCAAACUGUACGGACGUGGAUUGUUAGCACACUGACCUUGAGAUGCAGAGUAGACACAGUUCUACUACCGUCCUCUCUGAGACCAUCAAACCAGGGAAGAAAAUCAAAUCCAGCAAGAAUGAACAGAUUAAUAAAGAGAGACAUUGUGAAUAUUUGCCUGGUAUCCCAGAGCCAGCGAGCAGAGUGGAGUUAAUGCAGUACUGGAUAGAUUUGACCUUGGAUAAGAAAACUGCCAAUAAGCUGCUCUGGAUUUCUGAUGACUGCUCUAAGGUGGUCCGUAGAACUAAGGAGGUCUGUCCUGUUCUUGAUGGACCAGAGAGAUAUGAAUACUCUCCACAGGUGCUGUGCAAAGAGAGUAUUUGGAACAGCAGGGCUUACUGGGAGGUUGAGCACUCAGGGUGGGUGGUAAUUGGAGCCACCUACGAAGAAGCAGCAAGGAAGGCUGAUACCAGACCAAGUGGAAUUGGGGAAAAUGAUGAAUCCUGGGGUCUGUGUUGGUCAGGAGUGCGUUACGAGAUCUGGUACAACUGCGCCCACCAAGAUAUCAAUGACGUCCCAUUUUGCCCCACUAUCGGCGUAUAUAUCGACCAGCCUGCAGGGAUUAUAAACUUUUACACCGUUACUGGUGAGGGGGCUGAGAGGGAGGUUGAGUUGCUGCAUAAAAUUCAAACUAAUAUUGAGAAAAAAAUUCUUCCAGGGUUUUGGCUGGGAAUUCAAUCUUCCUGCACCUUACAGAGAAAAACAGAAUAGGAUGAAUGAAUUCUGUGGAAUGCAUUUGAAUAUGUUUUUGUAUUUUCUGUUGGUUGAAAGCUUUUCYACACUAUAACAAUUAAAGCUAAAUAUGCUACUCGUUAUUAAUUUAAAAGUUAAUURAAUCUCUGUAGCUCUAGUGUUUCAUGACCCACAGUGUAAUUUAGGAAGCACUGGAAAAAUCUUCUGAAGCGGAAAUCAAGUUUUGAUCGUAACACACAAGCUCAUCAGAGCUGAGCCAAAACCUAAGGGAGUUACUGCUGUCCUAAAACAAAUGUAUGUAAAAUAACCACGUUGUUCCAAACUGACAGAAAUAUAAAGGUGUAUACAGUUGUUAUUCCAUUAUGAAAUGUUGGACUGAAGUAGUUUUAAAAUAAGAACUGUUCACUAUGGUCUUGACUUCACUCAAACUAACCAUUAAAUCAGCUAAAUUAAACUUAUUUCUUCAACCUGAGGUCAUUCAAAGUCCUCUACUAAAGCUCUUUAUAGUUAUAGUAGACUGGCAUUUUAAUUGUUUUUGACCUUUCCUUAGGACCCCACUUCAAAGAAAUCUCAACUAUUACAUUAAGGGGUCUCUUUUUGGCAUGGGAGAUGCUCCAGGUUGAAGAGAAGAGGGCCUCUGUCACUCUUAAUGUAAAGUAUAAGCUUUGCGGGGGCAAAAAAGGGAGCUUAACAGUAAACACAAAACUCUGACCCCCUGCAGGCACAGUACAUCACGUAAUGUCCUUCAGCGAGUGCUAAGUCUAGCCMCAGUCAACGACCACACAAGUCACACCAGUAUUUCAAACACUUUAACUGCUGUCAGUUGUCCCAGUACAUUCUGAACAAUGGCAGUCACAUUUGGCUGWGACAGCUCUGAAACACAUGUUGAUCCUGGGGAAUCAUAUCCUAAACUCUUCCAAAAAGAGACUCGAAAUGUAAUGAUCUGUAUCAAAUCAGGGUUUUUUUUUGUUUGUUUUUGUAAUAAAUAUCUUCUUCAUAUUGUGUUUUGUCUGACCUUUCCAUAAUUUUUAUAUAAAAUGCUUGCAUAAUUAUGUAACUAUUUUCUGUGAAAAACAUGGCAUCUGGUUGAUUUUUUUUUUUGGAUUGGUUUUAAUUAAUUAAGAUUUAUUUCACCAAAAAAAUCUGACUAAGUUUUAAAACUCUUUUAUGUGAGGAUCUAAUCGGAGCAGCRACGAUUCAAGGAGUCUAACAUAUUUACAACAUGUAACAAGUUAGUGGUAUUAUAACACAAUAAAAAUUUAUUCAUCAUUAAAAUA
Molecule: messenger RNA, 2115 nt
Organism: Austrofundulus limnaeus
Lineage: Eukaryota; Metazoa; Chordata; Actinopteri; Cyprinodontiformes; Rivulidae
Product: tripartite motif-containing protein 16-like protein
Molecular function (GO): protein binding
Source: RefSeq, a predicted model, not a curated record